Molecule: messenger RNA, 4956 nt
Organism: Plectropomus leopardus (leopard coralgrouper)
Lineage: Eukaryota; Metazoa; Chordata; Actinopteri; Perciformes; Serranidae
Gene: fbxo10
Product: F-box protein 10
Biological process (GO): regulation of apoptotic process; ubiquitin-dependent protein catabolic process
Molecular function (GO): protein binding
Source: RefSeq, a predicted model, not a curated record
UCAACUCCAUUUCGAUGGCACAUCUGCAAUCAUCCUGGGCUGUGAUGAACUCUGGAAGCAGCGAGGAAACACAUGUAGCACUGAAAAGAUGACGACAGAGUGUUCAACAGACAUGUGUUGAUUCACUAUGGCAAAGUGGUAAAAACGUGUCUCUGCUGCCAUGGAGGUGGGCAGCCUCCCCGUGGAGCUGUGGAGAGUUAUCUUGGCUUACCUCCCGCUCCCUGACCUGGGCCGUUGCUGUCAGGUGUGCCGUGCCUGGCGGGAGCUCAUCCUCUCACUAGACAACACCCGCUGGAGACAGCUAUGCUUAGGCUGCCCCGAGUGCCGACAUCCCAACUGGCCCAAUCAGCCGCAUAUGGAGCCCCCGUCCUGGAGGGAGGCCCUGAAGCAGCACGCCCUGUCCACCCGCACCUGGACUCAAAACGGAGCUGAGCUCCAGUCCUCCGCCUGCCUCCUCUUUUUCCGUCGACGAAAAGACCGCAGGGUUUGGCAUGUGGGGCCUGGGUGCGAGUUUGAGACCCUACGUGGGGCCCUCGGGGUGGCGGGGCCAUAUGACCGUGUCGUUCUCCACCCAGGGGUGUAUGAAGAGCAGGCGGAAGUGGCGCUGAAGGUGCCGGUGGAGCUGGUGGGACUGGGUCGGCUGGGUGAGGUGGCCCUCCUGGUGUGUAUGGAGCAGCAGUGCCCCACUGCCAGGCUGUGUAAUCUGGUGUUCAUGCCUCCCUGGUUCUCCACAGUGGUCUACAAGACGUCAUGGGGCCACGUCCAACUAGACAACUGCAACUUUGAGGGGGCUCAGCUGCAAAUCCGUGGCCCAGGAACCUGCCAGGCUCGCUUCUGCUCCUUCUCACAAGGAAGCUCUGCCCACUUGCUUGGCGUGGUCCUCAGUUUGUUGGACAGUUGUGACUUCUCGGGAAGCGACACAGCUUCUGUGACAGUCGAAGGUCCUCCUGUGUCAGAAAGAAACUGGGCUUGUAAACACUUGGCUGCCCUGGCUAGGACGUUCCCAUCAUGUGGGGUAUCUGGAAACAAUAGCCCUCCCAGAGGCCCUCCGGCUGGCCCCAUUGGUGGGCAUCCACCUUCAGGUGCUAAUGUUAAAAAGGAGCAUGUGAGCAUGGAAGACUGGCAGAGGAGGACUGGGAUGGAUGGAGUGUGUCAGGGGACUGUAAUCGAAGACGGGUGGAGUGAUGGCGACCGCAGCGAGGGAGAGGAGGAGAACCAAGAUAGAGGAGUAACUAAUAACACCAAAAACCCACUAAUAUUGGAUUACAAAAUUGCUUGCGAAAAUCACGGCCUAUCCCAUUUGCUCAAGCCCCGGCCAGAUGGCUCUCUGCCACCGGUUUCCUCCCGGGAUCCUCCGUCUGAGACCCCUGAACCCCUCACCUUUCAGCAGGAACUAGACAGGGACCCGGAGGCUCAGAUGUUGGCAGCCUCCACCCUUGGCUGCAUCCUCAGACGCUGCCUCUUCAGGGAAGGGAAGGGUGGUGUGCAUUUGUCUAAUUACGGACAAGCGCGGCUGGAAGGCAGCGUUUUCCGUGGGCUGAAUUAUGCUGUCCGCUGCAUCCAGAACUCCACAAUAGUGAUGCUUAGAAACGAGGUGUGUGAGUGCCGCGCAUCAGGUGUGUUCCUGCGCCUCUCCGCUCAGGGCCUCAUCGCAGAAAACAACAUCCACUCGAAUGGGGAGGCGGGGCUGGACAUCCGAAAAGGGGCUAAUCCCAUUAUUGUGUGCAACAAAAUACACAGCGGCUUGCGUUCGGGGGUUGUUGUCCUUGGGAAUGGCAAAGGUUCAAUUCGGAGCAACCAGAUCUAUAACAACAAGGAAGCUGGCGUGUAUAUUCUCUUCAGUGGAAAUCCCAUGGUCAGUGGGAAUCACAUCUUCCAGGGUCAGGCAGCGGGGAUCGCUAUAAACGAAAAUGGCAGAGGGAUGAUAACAGAGAAUGUGAUUAAAGAGAACCAGUGGGGGGGCGUGGACAUCCGCAGAGGAGGUGACCCCAUCCUGAGGAACAACUACAUCUGUUAUGGCUACUCAGACGGCGUCGUAGUGGGAGAAAGAGGCCGUGGACUCAUUGAAGGAAAUCAUGUCUACUGUAACAAAGGCUGUGGCGUUUGGGUUAUGUCAUCCAGCCUCCCGCAGCUCCUGGGGAACUACAUCACCCAUAACUGCAUGUACGGGCUGGCGGUGUUCUGCAGGAAGGACCCGGAGAACAUUGAGGCCAGGGAAGGGAACUGGCCGGGGCAGGAUGGGAUUGGCGGUGAAGCAGGCAGCAGGGAAAGGAGGGGGGUGGAAGGCGAAGGGAGAGAGGCACAGGAAAACUUGAACGAAGAGGGGGAACUGUUUGCAUGGGAGAGUGAUCUGGACAGUGAGGAUGAGCGCCACUCGGCCCGUCGAUCUAUCAGCAUGGCACUGGUGGAGAGCAACUGCAUGAGCCACAAUGGAGCAGUUGGUCUGUACGUGAAGAGCAGUGAGCCCUUGAAUGUUUUCGCAAACCUUGUGAACAGUAACCGUGGAAUGGGUGUAGCUGUGCUGCAGAGCAGCCAGCUGACCCGAAUGGUUACAAACUGCAUCCUUGAAAAUGGUCGAGGUGGUGUUACUGUAGAGAAGGACUGCAGAGUGGAACUUCGUGGUAACGGCAUCUAUAAAAACUGCGGCCACGGUGUCAGUUUCAGUGGUAAUGGGCAGAUUGUGGAGAAUGAUGUGGUUGGAAAUCGGGGAUAUGGGAUCCAAGUCUCUGGCAGCGCUGACAUCAAGGUAUUGCGCAACCGCAUCCAGCCGGCUCAGGGCUGUGGCGUUGCUGUCCUAGGAGCAGUAAAAGGUGUCGUCCAUGACAAUCUCUUGUUCCAGGGCAACCCUGGGAACAAAAAGGCACUGCUGCAUAUGGAUCCAGGCAAUGAAAGCUGUGUGUUGCGCAACAACACUGUUCUGAGGCAUAAUAACAGCUGUUCUGCUCCUCUCUGGGUGUUGGAAAACCCUCCACCUCGUCCGCUGGCCAGCUCCCCUUCUGGCCUCUCCUCAUCCCAGUAUCCCUCCAGACUUGGAAUUUCCAUGACGACCAGGAUCAGCGCCACCGUAGAAAGCGGUUGCCACAGUGGCAGCAUGUUCUGCUCCAUCCUGUGAACGCUGGCAAUCACUCAGAAACCAAUGAAUGACUUUUCAGCGUCUGGUCACUUUUGAUAUGGUCCGUGUCGUACAUUGACCUUCCAAACUGAUGCUGAGGUCGAGCACCCAUCCGAGGAAGAAGAGGCUGCUCCAAGUAGAACCACUAAAGGAGUCAUCCACCUUCAAGCGCAUUAGGUGGCACAUUUUGAAAUCUUUGAAAUUUUAAAUCUGAAAUCAAGACUUUUGUAAUUUUAUGCUAAAAUGCCAGUGCACUCAUCAGAUGUGGACUGAUGAAGGAGUACAAAACACUCCAGCAUCAUACAACAUCUUAACAACCAUUUCCAUACUGAAGCUUUAACUUCAUCGUGUUCUUUUCCACUCAGAUUUAUUACUCGAGUGCAGACCUGCUGUGGACUUUGCUGGUUUCGUCAGUUUGCUUCUGAGACUCACUGGUUGGGAAGUGCACUUUUUUUUUUUUAAUCCUAGCAGGAGUCGAAGGCUUCAGAGAUGCCAGCUUCAACCAUGCUACAAAGUAAAGCUGUGCCUUGUUGGAUUUUUUAUUCAAUCAGUUGUAGUUAGGGACAGAGUUGUCAUAGUGUGAAGUAUAUAUGCAAAAAAGUCAACAAAAAAAGACAGCCACACUCUAAGGGUUAGUUUGGACCUUUUGAAGUGCGGUUGUGUAAGGUAGUUAUCCAUAGUCAGUGUAUUACCUACAGUUGAUGUCAGUACUGGGCACACUUCCAGUUUGGAGAAGCAGAUGGAAGAACCACCAUGGAAGCUAAGAAAUGUACUGCUUUGGGCAGGAGCAAUGAAUGAAUGAAUGAAAAUCUUUAUCGAUCCGAAGGGAAUUUGUUCUCUUGAAAGCAUUAAGAACUUAAACAACAAAAGACAUCAACAUCCAUACUGGACGGCACAUACAACGAAAUGAAUCAACUUUUUAAAAGGCCUACCCCCUGUUUUUGUGUGGCUGGUCUAUGUUUUCCUCCUGUGCAUAAACUACAUUGAACUUUGUAAAAAAAAAAAAAAAAAAGGUGCACAAUCUAUUUAAAAAGUAUUCAAAUCAACACCUCAUUGCAUCAGCAAUAAGCAGCAGAGCGCCCUCACAGGUGUUUUUAUACUUCACGUUAAAAUAAAUUAAACAAAUCAGUGCAUCAAAACAAUCAAAUUAAUUUAUUCAGUACCAGUAAAUGUUGCUGCCUUCAUGUGCUCCUUGGAAAUAUCGUAUUUAAUGUAUUUAGGAAUUGUAAGCACAUAAACUGCCCUUCAAAGUCGCAAUUAUGAGUGGGAAAUUUCUAUGAUAUCCAAGUUGUUAAGUUUGUGUGACAUUUCAGCGCAUCAAAAAUAGCAGAAAGAAUGGAAACUGCCAACAACUGACAGUUGAAACAUUUAUGUUUCAUUACUUUGUCCUAACUAAAAUAACAACUAUAAAGCAUGCUAGGCCAGUAUAUUAACACUGAUAAUAACGUUAUUUUAUAACACCAGUUGCCAUCUUGCCCCAUGUAUUUCAGCCGUUAAACUGUUACAGCAACAUUUUGCUGCCUGCCUUUGCUCGCUUUUGUGUCAUCUGCUUCUGCAAACUGGCAGCAUGCCGACUGCCAUAUACUGAAGGUAAUGCGCUGACUACAGAGAAACCUCAUACAACUCCACUUCAAAUACCAAACUGUCCCUUUAAGCUUUUGUCUCUUGCACAGAGCUGUUUUCUAUUGAGUCUGUGUUGUAUCAACUCAUCCAAUGCACCUCAGCUUUCUUUGACAUAAUGAAAUUCAUCGAGGGGGGGACGAGUAGUGUUCCACAUUCAAUCACCAUGCUGAGACACCCACAGACUCACCUGGUCGCAGCCAGUUAUAAAAGGAAAAAUGAUA